AUGGCAGUCGACGGCAGUGUGCACAGAGCCACCUUUGACGCGCCUCUCAUACACCAACAGCGCUCGACAUCACGCUCGACCUCACACUCGACGCAAACACCUGAACACUCACCUAUCGACACUGCACGCGCCCAAUUGGCCUCGAAAAUGCCUUCGGUCGCCGCCUCAGCAGCAGAUGUUGCGCCCGCCCUGAAGAGGAAGCAAUCGUCGCCGAUGAUGCCUCCCUUUAUGGUGUCUGCACCUGGCAAAGUCAUUGUGUACGGAGAGCAUGCAGUCGUGCAUGGCAAGGCUGCGAUUGCUGCUGCCAUCUCGCUCCGCUCCUACCUCCACGUCUCGUUUCUCUCCAAAUCGAACCGAACCGUGAAGCUGCGCUUCCCCGACAUACAGAUGGAACACACGUGGAACAUCGACGACUUGCCCUGGGACGCUUUCGCCAAGGCAGGGAAGAAGAAGUACUACUACGAUCUGGUGACCGCACUGGACCCCGACCUCAUGGCCGCCAUACAGCCCUUCAUCGAUGAGGUCUCGCCCAAAGCCCCCGAGUCAAUGCGCAAGAUACAGCAUGCCUCGGCUUGCUCCUUCUUGUACCUCUUUCUCUCGCUGGCUUCGAGGAAGACACCACCGUGCGUGUACACACUGCGCUCGACAAUACCCAUAGGCGCCGGACUGGGCAGCAGUGCCAGCAUCUCUGUUUGCUUGAGCGCCGCUUUGCUCAUGCAAAUCCGCGCGUUGAGCGGGCCUCACCAAGACCAGCCGCCGCAGGAAUGCGAACUGAACAUUGAGCGCAUCAAUCGCUGGGCAUUUGUUGGAGAAAUGUGCAUUCACGGCAACCCUUCGGGCAUCGACAACACAGUGUCGUCGGGCGGCAAGGCAGUACUGUACCAAAGGAUGGGCGAGGGCAAGCCACCUCGCGUUGAACCGCUCCACAACUUCCCAGAGCUUCCCUUGUUAUUGGUGAACACACGACAGUCUCGCAGCACAGCUACUGAAGUCGCAAAGGUCGGCACGCUCCGGACCCUGCACCCAGCCCUCGCCGAGAACAUUCUCGAAUCCAUUGGUAUGGUCACCGAAUCCGCUCACCAACUUCUCACAUCCCCCGAUUUCGAUCCUACUUCUCACGCCGCACUCAAACAUCUCGGCGAGCUUGUGACUAUAAAUCACGGCUUGCUCGUCUCGCUCGGCGUUUCGCACCCCAAACUGGAGCGAGUCCGCGAACUCAUCGACCACACCGGCAUCGGCUGGACGAAGCUUACCGGCGCCGGCGGAGGAGGCUGCGCCAUAUCAAUCAUCAAGCCCAAGCCACCGGCGCUCUCCAGCGGCCACAGCAACGGCAAUCAGGAACUCUCCUCUGACGAGUCUGACAAUUCUUCCGAAGCCGACUGCAGCGCAUCGGUGAUCUCGAAUGGUACCAGGCUCAAGCACAAGAUUUUGGAUUCUCUUGAAGCCAAGCUGGAAGACGAAGGAUUCGAGAAGUUUGAGACGACGCUCGCCGGUGACGGUGUCGGCAUCUUAUGGCCAGCUGUACUACACAACGGCAACGAGGAAGAGGGUGGGGAGGAAAUUGACCAAGAAAAAUUCCUGAUGGCUGAGGGUACUGUGGGGAUAGAAAGGUUAGUUGGCGUGGCGAGCCCUAGAAGAAAGCUUGCGAAGGACGUCCGAGAAGGCUGGAAGUUCUGGAGACCGUGGGUCACGCACGAGGAAUGA
Messenger RNA from Ascochyta rabiei, 1704 nucleotides. Its product is annotated as Mevalonate kinase. Gene Ontology annotation, cellular component: cytoplasm. The transcript has 3 exons. Gene Ontology annotation, molecular function: mevalonate kinase activity; ATP binding. NCBI's taxonomy places the organism in Eukaryota, Fungi, Ascomycota, Dothideomycetes, Pleosporales, Didymellaceae. The record is from RefSeq and is a predicted model, not a curated record. Gene Ontology annotation, biological process: ergosterol biosynthetic process; isoprenoid biosynthetic process. The coding region runs from base 1 to 1704 and encodes 567 amino acids.